AUGACAGUUGUGCUGGUGAGAGCCUGGCUGACAUCCUCUCUUUACCUGUUUUCCCAGGUCGUUGCACUGUCGUCGUGGAGUCUCUUGAGAGACUCAAUCUACUAUACACUGUCUGUUGUUGCACUCAUUGUGUUUAUUUAUGAUGAAAAAGUUUCCUGGUGGGAGUCCUUAGUCUUAGUGCUGAUGUAUGUCAUCUACAUCGUUAUCAUGAAGUACAACUCAACCAUACAUCACUGCUUCGAAAGGAAGACAAAAAACUCUGCAAAUAUGGUGAACGGUUUAGCAAAUAACACUGAAAUGGACGAUAACAGCAACUGUGAUGCCACAGUGGUAUUACUAAAGAAAGGAAAUUUCCACCGUAAAGCCUCAGUGAUCAUGGUGGAUGAGCUGCUGUCUGCCUACCCACACCAGCUUUCAUUUUCUGAGGCUGGGCUCCGGAUCAUGAUAACCAGCCACUUCCCUCCCAAGACACGUCUCUCUAUGGCCAGCCGCAUGUUAAUCAAUGAGAGACAAAGGCUGAUCAACAGCAGGACUUACACCAAUGGUGAGUCAGAAGUAGCAAUCAAAAUACCUAUCAAGCACGUGGUUGAGAAUGGAACAGGCCCCAGCAACUCCGCCGAGCGGGGCGUGAACGGCACACGGCGGGACGAAGACAUGGCUGAGGCUGGGAACGAGACAGAGAAUGAGAAUGAGGAUAACGAGAACAACGAAAACGAUGAGGAAGAAGAAGAAGAUGAUGAUGAUGAUGACCAUGAAGGACCUUACACACCUUUUGACCUACCCACUGGCAAGGUAGAAAUCUUGAAGUGGCUCUUUACAUGGCCAUUGAGUUUUGUCCUGUACUUCACAGUGCCCAACUGUAACAAACCCCACUUGGAGAAAUGGUUCAUGGUUACCUUUGCUUCUUCUACCCUCUGGAUUGCAGCUUUCUCCUACAUGAUGGUGUGGAUGGUGACAAUCAUUGGCUACACACUGGGAAUUCCAGAUGUGAUCAUGGGUAUCACUUUCUUGGCAGCUGGAACCAGUGUGCCGGAUUGCAUGGCAAGCCUUAUUGUAGCAAGGCAAGGUAUGGGGGAUAUGGCCGUGUCCAACUCAAUUGGAAGCAAUGUUUUUGAUAUUUUAAUUGGCCUAGGUCUCCCAUGGGCUUUGCAGACCCUAGCAGUAAAUUAUGGAUCAUACAUUCGGUUAAACAGCAGAGGACUUAUCUAUUCUGUUGGUCUCCUGCUGGCAUCUGUUUUUGUCACAGUUUUUGGCGUCCACAUGAACAAAUGGAAACUGGAUAAGAAGCUAGGGUGUGUGUGCCUUUCCCUUUACGGCAUCUUCCUGUGUUUCUCCAUCAUGACAGAAUUCAAUGUUUUCACUUUUGUGAACUUGCCAAUGUGCAGAGAUCACUAAUGCAGGUGGCAGACUGUCAGGAGGAACUUCCUUCUUACCUGUGCAAUACAAACCACGGCUGGCAUCUUCUGAAUGCGGUGCACCUCCAAGUCGUGACAUAUAUCCUCUUCACUGUUCAUAGGACCCGUGGCCUCAUCUAGGUCUGCCCUCUCCCUGACUCCCCACAACCUGGAAAAAUCCUGCAUCGAUGUGAAGAUUAUUUUUUUCAACAUUCAUGUGAUUUCCUAGCUCAGUUUUUGAACAGUGUGACUGGGACUCUAGAUGAACUGGCUGCUAACUGGCAUCAAGCCAGGCAAAACUGGUCUGCUACAAUUCCUUCUUUUUUUAAGUUAUUUGAUGGAAGACUAA
Messenger RNA from Antrostomus carolinensis (chuck-will's-widow), 1743 nucleotides. It is a transcript of the gene SLC24A3, whose product is annotated as solute carrier family 24 member 3. Gene Ontology annotation, cellular component: plasma membrane. Gene Ontology annotation, molecular function: calcium, potassium:sodium antiporter activity; calcium channel activity. Gene Ontology annotation, biological process: calcium ion transmembrane transport; intracellular calcium ion homeostasis. The transcript has 11 exons. The record is from RefSeq and is a predicted model, not a curated record. Bases 1 to 1395 code for a protein of 464 amino acids. Lineage: Eukaryota; Metazoa; Chordata; Aves; Caprimulgiformes; Caprimulgidae.